Molecule: messenger RNA, 2469 nt
Organism: Polistes canadensis
Lineage: Eukaryota; Metazoa; Arthropoda; Insecta; Hymenoptera; Vespidae
Product: putative glycerol kinase 5
Exons: 12
Coding region: 381-1907 (508 amino acids)
Biological process (GO): triglyceride metabolic process; glycerol metabolic process; glycerol-3-phosphate biosynthetic process
Cellular component (GO): mitochondrion
Molecular function (GO): glycerol kinase activity
Source: RefSeq, a predicted model, not a curated record
UAUUCAUCCUAGUUAGGUCGUGAUAAACGCCUGAGAUUCGAUGGCUUUAUUUAGUUCGUGUAAAAGAAAAUACGCAUAAGAUGAAUAGAUAAAUAUUAAUGAAUAUGUCCGGAGUGUAUUAGAGUGUUUGAUUAGAAGCUUAAAAAAGUUCAAAUACUUGUUUCUAUAUCACAAUAAACGUAACAGUUCGCGUGGAAUCACGCGUUCCUCAAUGUACUUUCGUUGUUGCGGCCAUCAUCUUACGACGAAGAAAUCGACACCACCUGGUGACAUUUAAGUGAAAUAAAGUCGAGGUCGAAACUAUUGGUGCCAUAUGCAUUUGAUUGUAUCAUUCAUUACUUAUUUGAAACUUCUCCGUUUGCGUGAAAUUUUGUUUAACUAUGAGACACAUCGUUGCGCUCGACGUUGGUACUACUACUGUCCGUUGUCAUAUUAUUGACGAAAAUGCAAACACUGUAUCAUCCUCCAUCGAAAAGGUGGAACUUAUUUGUUCAAAUCGCGGUUACAUCGAGAUCGACCCUGACCAUUUCUGGAAUAUUAUAGUAAAAACUGUCAAGGAUACAUUAGAUGUAAGCGGACUCGACCCAAGUUCUUUGACAUGUUUUGGAAUUUCGACGCAGCGUGGAACUUUCAGCUGUUGGAAUUUAUUAACUGGAAACCAUUAUCAUAAAUUUAUAACAUGGAAGGAUUUAAGAGCAGAUUCUUUAGUUAAGGAAUGGAAUUGUUCAUUAAUAAUAAAAGGAUUACGUGUAGGGGCUUACAUACUUUACAUAUUAACGAGAAGCAAUCGAUUUUUGGCUGGCAGUGUUUGGAAAUUUAUGAAUACUCAGAUUACCUUACGGUUGCUUUGGGUUUUGCAACAUGUACAAGGCCUAAGAGAAGCUACAAUGAAUGACUCUGUAGCAUUUGGCGAUGUUAAUUGCUGGCUUUUAUACAAAUUAACUGGUAAACAUAUAGUGGAUGUUUCAAGCGCGUCUGCUACUGGAUUGUUUGAUCCGUUUACUAUGAAAUGGGCUACAUGGGCAAUGAAUUUAUUAAAAAUUCCACAUCAUAUAUUUCCUGAGAUCGUUGAUACCGCUACAAACUUUGGGGUUACACCGAAACAUAUAUUCGGCGUUGAAAUUCCUAUAUAUUGUUGUAUGGCUGAUCAAGCAGCUUCCUUAUUCGGUUCGGGAUGUUUUAAUCCAGGUGAUAUGAAAAUUACGAUGGGUACAGGAACUUUUGUUAAUGUUAAUACUGGAGCAAAACCAUAUGCAUCUGUUACUGGUCUUUAUCCCCUGGUUGGUUGGCGUAUUAAAUCUGAAUUAGUUUACAUUGUAGAAGGUUCAUCGAAUGAUACCGGAAUUCUCAUUGAAUGGGCGAAAGCUCUUGAAAUUUAUAAAGAUGUAGCAGAAAUAUCGGAUUUAGCAAAUUCAGUGGAAGACUCGGAUGGAGUAUAUUUUAUACCAGCUUUUACCGGACUCCAGGCUCCGAUAAAUAAUAAUUCUGCGGCAGCAGGUUUAUUAGGAGUGAAAUCAACAACAAAAAAAGCCCACAUUUUACGAUCGUUAUUAGAAAGUCUUGUAUUCAGAACGUUAUUGCUUUGCGAUAGUUUUCAUUCAGAAACUAACUUCACGUUUAACAAAGCACGAAUCGACGGCGGAGUGUCCCAAAAUGAUUUCAUGAUGCAACUAUUGGCAGAUGUCACGGGUUUAGAAAUAGAGCGACCUGUCAGUGUAGAAAUGUCCAUUUUUGGUGUAGCAUGUUGUGCUGGCUUAUAUUGUGGUAUAUGGAAAAAUAAAGAAGAAUUAAAAAAUCUUCGCAAAGUGGAGAAAAUAUUUAAGCCAAACAAAGAUUCGCAAUUACGUUAUAAAAAUACUAUUACCCAAUGGAAACGAGCAGUAGAUCGAUUUACAGACUGGUAUUGAUACCAAAGGUGCUUGGUCAUAGUCAAGUAAAAAAUAAAAAAAGCUGUACUAAUAUAAAUAUUUAUGUGCUGUAAGAAUCUAGUUAAAAAAAGCUAUAUUCCUAAAAUAUAUUGUAAAUAAGAUUAUCUAUGUAGUAAUACGAGCAUCACGUUUAGGAUACUGUUAGUUUUAAAUGAUAUUUAAAUAGAAAAUGAAUAGAUCGAAUAAUUAAAGAUAUUGUAAAAGGCAUGAUAUUCUAAUGCAAUACUUAUAAUUGUAGUAUACUCAAUAGAUAAAAGUCGAUUUUUAAUCAAAAUAAUGUUUUCGCGUGAUCUAUCAAGAAUAAUAAUAAUUAAUUAUUUAAUACACAAAAUAUGCUACACACAGCUAUAUACUAUUUGUUAUAUUUAUAGAAACCAUUCUUGUGAUAAAACAUUCGCGAGUCAUUAGUAAUGUUAAUGUGUUCCUGAGAAAAGUGCCUUUUUAUAUUGUUAACAUAUUUAGGAAAUCUCUUUAAUAAUGAUAUAUUUUUUUAUACACAUGAUUCGUUAGUACAAACUUUUUAAACAAUAAAAUAUAUCAU